Messenger RNA from Perkinsus marinus ATCC 50983, 177 nucleotides. RefSeq lists its product as hypothetical. The record is from RefSeq and is a predicted model, not a curated record. The annotation marks the transcript as partial. Lineage: Eukaryota; Perkinsozoa; Perkinsida; Perkinsidae. The transcript has a single exon.
GUGCCUGAGGAUAUCCACGGCUGGGUCUACGCGGGUGCCGUAGCAUGUCCUAAGAAGGGGAUUGCUCGAGCCAGACUACUCUUGGAACACUAUGAGAGUCGACAUCCUGCUAGCAUUGAUCGUCAGCAAAAGACUUUGGCCAUAAUCGGUGAAGUCGCUGAUGCUGAUGUAACCUAA